This is a messenger RNA of Microtus ochrogaster (prairie vole), 3733 nucleotides long. RefSeq names its product CD163 molecule (gene Cd163). The record is from RefSeq and is a predicted model, not a curated record. Gene Ontology annotation, cellular component: external side of plasma membrane; membrane. Lineage: Eukaryota; Metazoa; Chordata; Mammalia; Rodentia; Cricetidae.
GAGAUGAUUGUUUUCAUCCAUGGUCCUCCACUUUCUUACGGAGAACACUUCUAUAUGUGCAAUAGCACAAGGAGACAGAAGAGCCAUAGAAAUCAUUCAACUUUGGAAUGGGCAGGCUCAGAAUGGUUCUUCUUGAAGAUGCUGGAUCUCCCGGUUGCAAAAGGUUUGUCUGUUUAGGGAUCUUCAUUGUGGCCACAGUCUCACUUCUCAGUGCCUCUGCUGUCACUAAUUCUCCUGGAGGAAUGAAAAAGGAACUGAGACUGACUGGUGGUGAAAAGAACUGCACUGGGAGAGUGGAACUCAAGAUCCGUGAGAAGUGGGGAACAGUGUGCAAGAACGGCUGGGGCAUGAAUGAGGUUUCUGUGGUUUGCCGGCAGCUAGGAUGCCCAACUUCUAUUAAAGCCCUUGGAUGGGCUAACUCCAGUGCAGGCUCCGGGGACAUCUGGAUGGAUAAGGUUUCUUGUACCGGGAAUGAGUCAGCUCUUUGGGACUGCAAACAUGAGGGGUGGGGAAAGCAUAACUGUACCCACGAGCAAGAUGUUGGAGUGACCUGCUCAGAUGGAUCUGAUUUGGAGAUGAAACUGGUGAACAACGGGGCCAACCGGUGUUUAGGGAGAGUAGAAGUGAAGUUCCAGGGAAAGUGGGGGACAGUGUGUGACGACAAUUUCAGCAAAGACCACGCUUCCGUGAUCUGCAAGCAGCUCGGAUGUGGAAGUGCCGUUAGUUUCUCUGGCUCAGCGAAAUUUGGUGCUGGUUCUGGACCGAUCUGGCUUGACGAUCUGAUGUGCAGUGGAAACGAGUCAGCUCUCUGGGAUUGCAAACACGGAGCAUGGGGAAAGCACAACUGUGACCACGCUGAGGAUGUUGGAGUGAUCUGCUUAAAGGGAGCAGAUCUGAGCCUGAGACUGGUGGAUGGAGCGUCCAAAUGUUCAGGAAGACUGGAAGUAAGAUUCCAGGAAGAAUGGGGGACGGUGUGCGAUGACAGCUGGGAUAGUCAGGAUGCUUCCGUGGUGUGCAAGCAGCUAGGCUGUCCAACCGCUAUCGCCGGCGUUGGUCGAGUUAAUGCCAGCGAGGGAUCUGGACCAAUCUGGCUUGACAAUGUCUCCUGCCAAGGAGAUGAAUCGGCUCUUUGGGAGUGUAAACACCAGGAAUGGGGAAAGCACUACUGUCAUCACAGAGAAGAUGCUGGUGUGAUGUGUUCUGAUGGGUCGGAUAUAGAACUGAGACUUGUUGGUGGAGGCAGUCGCUGCUCGGGAACUGUGGAGGUAGAGAUUCAGAAGCUGAUAGGGAAGAUGUGUGGCCGAAAGUGGGACCUGAGUGAUGCUAAUGUCGUCUGUAGAGAGCUAGGGUGUGGCUCUGCACUCCAGACAUAUGCUAAAACCUACUCCAAAAGUAAGGAGACAGAUAUGUGGCUCUUUCCUGGCCGCUGUAAUGGAAAUGAAACUUCUUUUUGGCAAUGCAAAAACUGGCAGUGGGGCGGCCUUUCCUGUGAACACUAUGAAGAAGCUCAAGUUACCUGCUCAGGUCACAGGGAACCCAGAUUGGUUGGAGGGGAAAUUCCAUGCUCCGGUCGAGUGGAAGUGAAACACGGCGAUGUGUGGGGCUCCGUCUGUGAUUUUGACUUGUCCCUGGAAACUGCCAGUGUGGUGUGCAGGGAGUUACAAUGCGGAACAGUCGUCUCUAUCCUAGGGGGAGCACAUUUUGGAGAAGGAAGUGGGCAGAUCUGGGCUGAAGAAUUCCAGUGCACCGGGGAUGAGUCUCAUCUUUCACUGUGCGAGGUGGCGCCCCCUGUAGAAGGAUCUUGUAGCCACAGCAGAGACGUCAGCCUAGUCUGCUCAAGGUACACAGAAGUCCGCCUGGCAGGCGGCAAAUCCUCCUGUGAGGGAAGAGUGGAGAUCAAGGUGCUCGGAGCCUGGGGGCCGCUCUGCAACUCUCACUGGGACAUCGAAGACGCCCAUGUCUUGUGUCAGCAGCUUAGAUGUGGAGUUGCUCUCUCUACUCCAGGAGGAGCACCUUUUGGGAAAGGAGCCGGUCAGGUCUGGAGACACAUGUACCACUGCACGGGGACUGAGGAGCACCUAGGGGACUGCCUCAUGACUGCCCUGGGUGCACCGAUGUGUUCUGAAGGGCAAGUAGCUUCUGUAAUAUGCUCAGGAAACCAGUCCCAUACAUUGCAGCCGUGUAGUUCAUCGUCCUCGGUCCAAACAACAAGCUCGACCGUCCCAAACAAGAGCGAUGUGCCCUGCAUAGCAAGCGGACAGCUUCGCUUGGUGGAUGGAGGCGGUCGCUGUGCUGGGAGAGUCGAAGUCUAUCACGAGGGCUCCUGGGGCACCAUCUGCGAUGACAGCUGGGAUCUGAUUGAUGCCAGUGUGGUGUGCAAGCAGCUGGACUGCGGUGUGGCUAUUAAUGCCACGGGUUCUGCCUACUUUAAUGAAGGAAAGGGGAAUAUCUGGCUAGAUGAGGUCAACUGCAACGGGAAAGAGUCUCAUAUUUGGCAGUGCCGUUCACAUGGCUGGGGGCGCCAUAACUGCAGGCACAAGGAGGAUGCUGGUGUCAUAUGCUCGGAGUUCAUGUCUCUGAGGCUGGCCACUGAAGUGCCUAGGGAGAACUGUGCAGGGCGCCUGGAAGUGUUUUACAACGGUACCUGGGGAAGUGUUGGCAGCAGCAGAAUGCCUCCAACCACCGUGGGGGUGGUGUGCCGUCAGCUGGGCUGUGCAGACAAUGGGACCGUGAAACUGACAUCCUCAGACAAGACGCCAUCCAGGCUCAUGUGGGUAGAUAAUGUGCAGUGUCCAAAAGGAGUGGACACCUUAUGGCAGUGCCCCUCAUCUCCGUGGAAGCAGAGACGGGCCAGCCCUUCUGAGGAGGUCUGGAUCACCUGUGACGACAAAAUAAGACUUCAGGGAGGACAUAAUGACUGCUCCGGCCGUGUGGAGAUCUGGCACAAGGGUUCCUGGGGCACAGUGUGUGACGACUCCUGGGAUCUUAAUGAUGCUCAGGUCGUGUGUCAGGAGCUGGGCUGUGGUCAGGCUGUGAAGGCGCUGAAAGAAGCAGCGUUUGGUCCAGGAACCGGGCCGAUAUGGCUCAAUGAAGUGAAGUGCAGAGGGAACGAGUCUACCCUGUGGGAUUGUCCUGCCAGACCAUGGAGUCACAGUGACUGUGGGCACAAGGAAGAUGCUUCUGUAAUGUGCCUCCCAGGAACGCCUCCAGAGUCAGAGCGUGGCACAGGGCACUCUGUUCUCAUUGCUCUCCUGAUCUGUGGAGCCAUUCUAUUGGCCCUUGUCUUCACAUCCCUCUGGUGGGCUCAGAAGCGAAGGCAGAUACAGCGGCUUACAGUUUCCUCGAGAGGAGAGGUCUUGAUACAUCAAGUUCAAUACCAGGAGAUGAAUUCGAGAGCAGAUGAUCUGGACCUGCUGAAGUCCUCAGAGAAUUCCAAUGAUUCAUGUGAUUUUAAUGCUGAUGGACUAACAUCUCUGUCUAAAUAUAUUCCUAUUCCUGGAAUAAAAAAGGAAGCCAUUCAGAGGCACACUGAAAAGGAAAAUGAUAAUUUAUAAUCCACGGAGGCUAGGUUGGCGUUUAAGAAACCUUGACAUGACAGCUGCCUGAACGGAGCAAGAACCCAGUCCAUACAUAGAUGACCGCAGCUGCAUCAUCAUGUCGCCUUUAGUCUCCUGGUCGUCUGCUGCACUUAUAGAAACCCUAUUUGUGAAUUUGACCACUUGAUAGAGAUGGG